Messenger RNA from Anastrepha obliqua, 1594 nucleotides. It is a transcript of the gene DIP-eta, whose product is annotated as limbic system-associated membrane protein. Lineage: Eukaryota; Metazoa; Arthropoda; Insecta; Diptera; Tephritidae. The record is from RefSeq and is a predicted model, not a curated record. Gene Ontology annotation, cellular component: neuron projection. Bases 170 to 1489 code for a protein of 439 amino acids. The transcript has 10 exons.
UUUUCAACAACUGCGGAGUUUUGCAAUAAAGAAGUUGAUUGUAUAUAAAAUAAACUGAGCAUUUUAAUGCAAAAAUAUGCAUUGCAUCUGUAUGCGAAAUUUAAAAAUAAAUUUUAAUCAAUGAAAAUAAUUGUAAACAAAUAUUCGAGAUAAGAAUAAAUAAAACGCAAUGCGACCGAUACGAGCAAUACAUUUUACAAAACUAUUGACGCAACCAGCGGCCGGUUUAUUAUUCGUUUUGAUAUUUAUGUGCCACAAGAAUGAUUUCAACUUAAUUGAGACUGCUGCCGAUGUGAUAACGGAUCCCAAAUUCAGUUUUCCAAUCGUGAAUGUAACAGCGUCUGUCGGGCGUGAAGCAUUUCUCACGUGUGUUGUGCAAGAUUUGGGAUCGUAUAAGGUCGCGUGGCUGCGUGUAGACACCCAAACAAUUUUAACUAUACAAAAUCAUGUUAUCACAAAAAAUCAACGCAUCGGCAUAACGAAUUCCGAACAUAAAACGUGGACUAUGAAAAUCAAAGAUAUCAAAGAAAGUGACAAAGGCUGGUAUAUGUGUCAAAUUAAUACAGAUCCGAUGAAGAGUCAGAUGGGCUAUCUGGAUGUGGUAGUCCCGCCGGACAUCCUCGAUUAUCCCACCAGCACGGAUAUGGUUGUGCGCGAGGGUAGUAAUGUGACGCUCAAAUGCGCGGCUACGGGCUCACCAGAGCCGACAAUUACAUGGCGACGUGAAAACGGAGUAGCCAUUGAAUUGGCCAACGGUACCGAGGUGCUAAGCAUCGAAGGUGUCAAUUUGGUUUUGCCACGAGUGAAGCGCCAGCAUAUGGGCGCAUACCUUUGCAUAGCAUCGAAUGGUGUGCCGCCAUCGGUGAGCAAACGAAUAACGCUGAUUGUGCAUUUUCCGCCAAUGAUAACUGUACAAAAUCAGUUAAUCGGCGCAGUGGAGAGUAAAGGUGUUACUUUGGAAUGCCAAUCGGAAGCCUUUCCCAAGUCAAUUAACUACUGGACGCGGGAGCGUGGUGACAUAGUGCCACCAGGUGGCAAAUAUACAUCGAAUGUAACUGAAAUUGGCGAAUAUCGCAGCUCAAUGAAAUUGCACAUAAAUCCCUUGACGCAAGCAGAAUUUGGCGCUUACCGCUGUGUGGCAAAAAAUUCGCUGGGCGACACCGAUGGCACCAUAAAGUUAUAUCGAAUACCACCGAAUGCUGUGAAUUAUGUGGAGAACUCCGAAGGACGUUACAAAGGAGGUGGCAAAAAACGCAUCAAGAGCUCAGAGCUUUAUCAUCAGUCAAAAGCGGGCGAUGGCGGCAGUGAGGAGUCGGAAAAUCCGGGCAAACGAAAAGAUAUGAUACUUGGCAAUGAACUGGAGGACGGGUUCUACGACUCAGCUGCUGCUACAACGCAUUGUCAACAAAAUAAAUUGACACUGACAACAUUGCUGCUGUUCACGACAUUGUUACUGCUUAGAAAAGUUGCAGUGCUGAUAGACGCCUGACAGCUCCUGGCUGCUGAGCUAUUGAUACACUGAUGACAUUGUGGUUGCGGUGUUAGAGUAACUGUUAAGGCUAAAAGGAUUUACUGUUGCCUGGUAUGAUUAGUA